AUGGACCACAGCCUGAAGAAUGUGCUGGUGGUCUCUCUCGGCUUUCUCCUGCUGUUCACGGCCUAUGGAGGGCUACAGAACCUACAGAGCAGCCUCCACAGCGAGGCUGGCCUGGGCGUCACUGCGCUCAGCACGCUGUACGGAGCCAUCCUGCUGUCCUCCAUGUUCCUGCCCCCGCUGCUCAUCAGGAAGUUCGGCUGCAAGUGGACCAUCGUCGGCUCCAUGUGCUGCUAUGUGGCUUUCUCCCUGGGCAACUUCAAGGCCAGCUGGUACACACUGAUCCCCACGUCCAUCCUGCUGGGGCUGGGUGGCGCCCCGCUCUGGUCCGCCCAGUGCACCUACAUCACCACCUUGGGGAACAUGCAUGCCAGCAAGGUGGGCAAAAUGGGCAGAGACGUGGUCAACCAGUACUUCGGCAUCUUCUUCCUCAUAUUCCAGUCCUCUGGGGUGUGGGGCAACCUGAUCUCAUCGCUGGUCUUCGGUCAGACACCCACCCAAGAGGCCAUCACGGAGGACCAGCUCUCGUCCUGCGGGGCCAGUGACUGUCUGAUGACUGGCGGGACCACCAACAGCACCGAGCACCCAUCCCAGGUCAUCUACACGCUGGUGGGCAUCUACACAGGUUGCGGGGUGCUAGCCGUCCUGCUGAUAGCAGUGUUUCUGGAACCCAUCCAAGACAUCCAGCAGAACAGCAAAGGGAGGACGUCAUCUUCGUGGGCCAACUUACUGGCCACGUUCCAGCUUCUCCGAGACAAACGCCUGUGUCUGCUGGUGCUUCUGCCCCUGUACAGCGGGAUGCAGCAGGGCUUUCUGGCCGGGGACUACACCAAGUCCUAUGUCACCUGUGCCCUGGGCAUCCAGUUCGUGGGCUAUGUCGCCAUCUGCUUCGCGGCCACCGACGCCCUGUGCUCCCUGCUGUACGGGAAGCUCAGCCAGUACGUCGGCCGGGUCUCCAUCUAUGUGCUUGGGGCCCUUGUCCACCUUGGCUGCAUCGUGGCCCUCCUGCUAUGGAAACCACACCCUGACCAGCUGGCUGUGUUCUUCAUCUUCUCGGCCCUCUGGGGAGUGUCGGACGCUGUGUGGCAGACCCAGAACAAUGCUCUCUAUGGCACGUUGUUCGAGAAGAACAAGGAGGCUGCGUUUGCCAACUACCGCCUCGGGGAGGCCUUGGGCUUCGUCAUAGCCUUCGGAUACAGCACGUAUCUGUGCGUCUACAUUAAACUCUACAUCCUGCUGGGCGUCCUGCUGGCGGCCAUGGUGGCUUAUGGCACUGUGGAGUACCUGGAGGCCAGGACCCCGCGGCCGCUGGACACCCAGCCAGCAGACCAAUCACAGGAUGAAGAGCUGCAGAGAAGCCCGUCACAGGACGGAGGGGUGCAGACAAAGGAGCCACCGCGAGACAAGACACAAACGAAGCUAUAA
Elephantulus edwardii (Cape elephant shrew) is the source of this 1422-nucleotide messenger RNA. RefSeq names its product unc-93 homolog A (C. elegans) (gene UNC93A). The transcript is spliced from 8 exons. The record is from RefSeq and is a predicted model, not a curated record. Bases 1 to 1422 code for a protein of 473 amino acids. NCBI's taxonomy places the organism in Eukaryota, Metazoa, Chordata, Mammalia, Macroscelidea, Macroscelididae.